Pollicipes pollicipes is the source of this 4265-nucleotide messenger RNA. It is a transcript of the gene msps, whose product is annotated as msps cytoskeleton-associated protein 5. Gene Ontology annotation, molecular function: microtubule plus end polymerase activity; microtubule plus-end binding. NCBI's taxonomy places the organism in Eukaryota, Metazoa, Arthropoda, Thecostraca, Pollicipedomorpha, Pollicipedidae. The record is from RefSeq and is a predicted model, not a curated record. Gene Ontology annotation, biological process: microtubule polymerization; establishment or maintenance of microtubule cytoskeleton polarity; spindle organization.
ACGUGAGUAAACAGGGCGAGAAAGGGUGGGAGGGGACUGAGAAUCGCUGUGCAAUAGUAACAUUUUCCCGCUUGAUAUUCAGAUCAGAAAACAGAAUGGAGGAAGAUACUGAAUACCUGAAAUUGUCCACUGAGGAUCAGUGCCAACACAAGCUCUGGAAAGCGCGCCUUAAGGGCUACGAAGACGCCACGCAGCUGUUCCAGGGGCUGAACGAGAAGGCGCCAGAGUUCAGUCGCUAUGCCGGCCUCAUCAAGAAGUUUGUGGCCGACAGCAAUGCCGUGGCCCAGGAGAAGGGUCUCGAGGCGGCGCUCGUCUUCAUGGAGAACGCUCACGUGGCGGGCAGGGUGAGCGGCGACGUGGUGGCGGCCGUGGUGCAGAAGGCGAUCGCUGCGCCCAAGACCAGUACGCGCGAGAAGGCCCGCGAGCUGCUGCUCAUGGUGGUCGAGAUCGAGAAGUACGAGCUGGUGCAGGAGGAGCUGGUGAAGGGCUUCAGCCAGAAGAACCCCAAGGUGGUGGCGGCCUGCAUCGGCGCGCUGACCCUGGCGCUGCAAUCGUUCGGUCACAAGAUCCUGAGUCUGAAGCCGCUGAUCAAGCUCAUCCCCGGGCUGAUGGAGCACAAGGACAAGAACGUGCGCGAGGAGGCCAAGGGUCUGAUCGUGGAGCUGCACCGCUGGAUUGGCGACGCCAUCAAGGCGCACAUCGCGUCCCUGAAGCCGGUCCAGGUAUCCGAACUGGAGGCCGAGUUUGCGCGAUCGUCGGGCCAGAAGGCGCAGCAGACGCGCUACUUACGCUCACAGCAGGAUCUGCGCGCCAAGAUGGAGGCGCAGGGACCGGCCGACGAGGACGGCGACGACGACGACGGCGACGAGGCCGAGGACGAGGCCAUCGACCCCCUCGACCUGCUCGAACCCGUCAACAUCCUCGCCCAGCUGCCCAAGGAGUUUCACGAGCUGGUCGAGGCCAAGAAGUGGCAGGAGCGUAAGCAGGGGCUGGAGGCCCUGCGGGAGCUCACUACCAAGCACCCCAAACUGGAGCCGGGAGACUACGGCGAUGUGGUGAAGGCGCUGAAGAAGAUCAUCAGCAAGGACACGAACGUGAUGGUGGUGGCGUUGGCCGGGCACUGCCUCGCCGGCGUGGCCUCCGGCCUCAAAAAGCACUUCGCGCCGUACGCCGUUGCGUGCAUCGGCGCCAUCGUCGAGAAGUUCAAGGAGAAAAAGACAAACGUAGUGACGGCGCUCCGCGAGGCGGCGGACGCCAUCUACCCGGCGACGUCGCUGGAGGCGAUGCAGGAGGACCUGCUGGGCGGCUUGAACAACAAGAACCCGUCGGUAAAGUCGGAGACGGCCUCGUUCCUUGCGCGCUGCUUCUGCUACUGCACGCCGGCCAUCCUCACCAAGAAGCUGCUCAAGGCCUACGUCACAGAGUUGGUGAAGCUGCUGUCUGACUCGGAUCCGACGGUGCGCGACGGCGCGUCGGACGCGCUCGGCACCGCCUGGAAGGUGGUGGGCGAGAAGGUCAUCACCCCAUUCAUCGGCGAUGUCGACAGCCUGAAGCUGGCCAAGAUCAAGGAGUUCAGCGAGAAGGCCGAGAUCAAGGUGCGGAUUGUGGCGCCCAAGAGCCGACCGGCGUCGGCCGCUGCGCCCGCCAAGGCCAAGGUGGUGCGGUCGGGCGGGGCCACGGCCGCUGCCGCCAAGAAGCCGGCGGCCGCCCGGCCCGGCGCCAAGAAGCCGGCCGCCAAGAAGGGUCCGUCCAAGACCGCGUCGGCCCCGCCGGCGGCGGCGGCUCAGGAGGGGACUGAGCCCGAGAUCAGCGACGAGGAAGCCGACCAGCUGGUGGCCGACCUCAUCUCCGAGGACGUCAUCAAACAGCUGGCCGACUCCAACUGGAAGACGCGCCUGCUGGCCACCGAGACUGUGCAGCAGACGGUGUCGGGCCGCUCGGACCUACCGACUCAGGCGCUGCUCCGGGUGAUGAGCAGGAAGCCAGGCCUGAAGGACAACAACUUCCAGGUGCUGAAGCUCAAGUUCAAUGUGGUCCUGCAGCUUGCGGAGAACACCAAGUUCACCAGACGCUCGGCGGACGUCUGUCUCUCUGAUCUGGUGGACAAGCUGGGAGACGCCAAGACGGGCGGCGGCGCGGCGGCCGCCCUCUCGGCCGUGGCCGAGGCGCUCUCGCUGGAGACGGUCACGUCCGAGCUGCUGCAGCUCGCCUUCGCGCAGAAGUCGCCCAAGGUGCAGGAGAGCGCGCUCUCCUGGCUCGCGCAGAACAUCCGCGAGUUUGGCUUCACGCUGAAACCGAAGCCGAUCGUGAACUACGUGCGCAAGGCGCUGGCGCACACCAACCCGGCCGUGCGCAACGCGGCCAUCUCGCUGCUGGGCACCAUGUACCUGUACAUGGGCGCCACGCUGCGCGUCCUGUUCGAGGACGAGAAGUCGGCGCUGCUGCAGCAGAUCGACGCUGAGUUCCAGCGGGUGGCGGACGAGCAGCCGCCGGCGCCGACCCGCGGUCUGCGCGCGGCGCCGGACGCCGGCGGCGGCGGUGACGAGGAGGGCGGCGGCGGCCCGGCGCCGGCCGACGCGCCGGCCGAGGACCUGGUGCCGCGCACCGACAUCGGCGACCGCGUCACCUCCGCCCUGCUCGCCGAGCUGGCCGACAAAAACUGGAAGGUGCGGAACGAGGCGCUGCAGAAGGUGGCCGAGAUUCUGCGCGAGGCCAAGUUCGUCACGCCCAACAUCGGCGAGCUGGGCGCCGCGCUGGCGGCCCGCUGCGUCGACUCCAACAAGAAUCUGUCGGCCGAGAGCGUGCGCGUGUGCGGCUGCCUGGGAACGGCGCUGGGGCCGCACUGCCGCGCCCACAUCCGCACCGUGGUGCCCGGCCUGCUCUCGGCGCUCGGAGACAAUAAGCCUAACAUCCGCCAGGCGUCGCUGACGUCGCUGGGCACGUGGCUGGAGCAGACGAGCAUGCGCGACUUCUGCGACGGCGAGAUGCUGGCAGAGGCGCUGCGUACCGGCACGCCCAACACGCGCACCGAGCUGUUCGCCUGGCUGGCCGUUCAGAUGAAGGACGCCGGCCAGCUGCCGAAGGACGAGUUGAUGGCGUGCCUGCCACACCUGUACACGGCGCUGGAGGACCGCACGGCCGAGGUGCGCCGCGCCGCCGGCGACGCCGUCCUCCCCUUCAUGCUCCACCUCGGCUACGACUCCAUGGCGCGCGCCGCCGGCAAGCUCAAGCCGGCCUCCAAGACGUCGGUCAUGGCGUCGCUGGACAAGGAGCGGCCGAAUCUGCCGGCCAAGGCGCCGCCCAAGCCACGCGCGGCCGCCGCCGCCAAGACGGUGCGCUCGGGCGGCGCGCUGCGCGCGGGCCUCUCGCAGUCGCAGGACAGUCUGGACGAGGAGCCGGCCGCGCCGCCACCCACCAAGGCGGUGCGCGGUGGCAAGGCGGCCCGGCCUGGCUCCAAGACACGGGCGCCCGCUCGCGCCGGCAAGGACGACGACGCCGACCUGUCGCCCACGCUGCAGGUCAACAACCUGAAGCGCCAGCGCGUCCAGGACGAGGUCAAGCUUAAGUGCUUGAAGUGGAACUUCAGUACUCCGCGGCCAGAGUUCAUAGAGCAGCUGAAGGACCAGAUGACGAACGCUGGUGUCAACAAGGCGUUGAUGACUCAGAUGUUUCACGCUGAUUUCAAACAGCACAUCAAGGCCAUCGACAGUCUGGCGGGGUGCACCGACACCAGCUUCGAGGCCGUGUCGGCCAACCUGGACCUGCUGCUCAAGUGGAUGACGUUGCGCUUCUUCGACACCAACCCCACCGUCAUCAUCAAGGGCCUGGAGAUGCUGCACCAGAUCUUCAUGCGGCUGGCCGACGACGAGUACCGCCUGUUGGAGCAGGAGGCGUCCGCCUUCAUCCCCUACUUGAUCGUCAAGCUGGGAGACCCGAAGGACACGAUCCGUGCCUCGGUGCGCAACAUCUUCCGCGAGCUCUACAAGAUCUACCCGGCCAGCAAGGUGUUCCUCUAUGUCAUGGACGGCCUCAAGUCCAAGAACGGUCGCCAGAGAGCCGAGUGUCUGGAGGAGGUGGGCUACAUGAUCGAGAAGUGCGGCAUGGGCGUGUGCCAGCCCGUCGGUGCGCCGCGCUCAAGGAGGUUGGCGCGCCAGAUCGGCGACCGCGACAACACGGUGCGCAAGGCGGCGCUGAGCGCGCUCGUGCAGGCGCACUACCUCACCGGCGACAAGCUCUACAAGCUGGUGGGAAACAAACUGCUCUAG